Portunus trituberculatus (swimming crab) is the source of this 1762-nucleotide messenger RNA. It is a transcript of the gene Xpac, whose product is annotated as DNA repair protein complementing XP-A cells homolog. Gene Ontology annotation, biological process: base-excision repair; UV-damage excision repair; nucleotide-excision repair, DNA damage recognition. The record is from RefSeq and is a predicted model, not a curated record. Gene Ontology annotation, molecular function: damaged DNA binding. The coding region runs from base 45 to 908 and encodes 287 amino acids. Gene Ontology annotation, cellular component: nucleotide-excision repair factor 1 complex. The transcript is spliced from 6 exons. NCBI's taxonomy places the organism in Eukaryota, Metazoa, Arthropoda, Malacostraca, Decapoda, Portunidae.
AGAUAGACCGAGAAAUUGAGCGAGAGGAGGAAAUAAAGCUGGAGAUGGAAGCGAGAGAGAGAGACGGUGUAGGAGAGGUAGAGAGAGAGAGUGAGAGAGAGAGAGUAAAGCUAACUCCCGCACAGAAGGCAAUGAUAGAACAGAAGAGGCAAGAGGCUUUGAUCAGAAGGAGAGAGAGAGCAAACAAGAGGAAUCCUUACAACAUGGCUGAGAGGGAGAAGGUUGAGAAGAAGGUGAUUCGGAUAAACAACACAAAAAUGGUGGAUUCAGGAGGAGGAUUCUACAUAGAGGAGGAGGAGGAGGGGGAAGGAGGAGUCACCAAGGAGGACAUGCUGGCUGCCAUGCAGAUAGUGACAGACCCCGCCCCUUUCCUGGAGGUGGAAGACAGGCCGGUAUGUGGAAGCUGCAAAUCCAUCUUCCACACCUCCUUCCUCUUGGACCACUUCAACCAUUCUGUGUGUGACCAAUGCAGAGAUCGUGAUGAAGCACACGCGCUGAUCACACGGACAGACGCACGCCAAGAGUACCUGCUGAAAGAUGUGGAUUUAGACAAGAGGGAGCCACCACUUCGCUACAUCGUCCGAGCCAACCCUCACAACUCGGCCUGGGGGGACAUGAAGCUCUACCUUAAGCUGCAGGUUGAGAAGAGGGCGCUGGAGGUGUGGGGGUCGGAGGAGGCCCUGGAGGAAGAACUGCAGAAGAAGGAGGAGCAGAAGCAGAAAAAUAAACUAAAGAAAUAUAACAAAAAAAUGAAAGAGUUGCGAAUGAAUGUACGCAGCAGCCUGUACACACGAGCCAGCAAGACGCACACGCACACAUACGGUGAAGAGGUAUACUUGCCGGAUGAGGAUGAGUAUCAGCGCACAUGUGACUCCUGUGGCCACUCCUACACCUAUGACAAGAUGUAGUGUGUGUGUGUGUGUGUGUGUGUGUGUGUGUGAGGAAAAUAUUGUUUGAGUGAAAAGUUAGUUUAUUUAAAUGUCAAAAUCUCAGGAUGUAGAGAGAGAGAGAGUUUGCAAAUAAUCUCAGGUAUUUUCAAACUCAUGAAAACUACGAUUAAAUUUUUAUAUUCAUUUUUUUUUACAAUGUACUACCAAAAUGCAUCAAUAACACCAACAGUAUUAGGAGGAGGAAGAGGAGGAGGAGGAAGUACAAGGAAGAGGCUAACAUUUUUUCUCUAUGCAUAUUUUUUUUUCAAUUCUCUCAGUUUAGGUUCGAAGCAUUUAUCAUUCAGUAUCUAGGCAUGUCUCCCCUUUGGAUUGACCUUCCUGCUUUCCUGUGGGUGUCCUGCUGUGUUGCUGUGAAUUGUGACCAGCUUAGGGUGUCAGGGUUGGGCUGCAGUGUGGUGGUGUGAGGAGAGGAAUGUGAGGUGCUGGUGAGGGGAAGGACUCAAGCUGGCUGUGAUUUGUGGUGAUAGAGUGGCAGGAAUUUAUGAUCAAGACACAAAACCCGCUGGUAAGGCCUAUAUUUGAAACACUCCCCACCCCCCUGGCUCCUUCACUGUUUUCAAAGGGCUCUAGUUGAAGUGAUGCAGGUUUUUAAGUGUGUUUGUGGUUGUAGUGACAUGUUUACAAGGAAUAAUAGGGCUCAUAUUUUGAAAUGCUUUUCCCCUCCCUCCCCUGCACCUUCACAGUUUUCAAAGGAGUCUAGUUGAAGUGAUGCAGGUUUUUAAGGGUGUUUCUGUGAUUGUAGUGACAUAUUAACAAGGAAUUUCUGUGCCCGACCUUCACUAUUUUCCAAGGGUUCUAGUUGAAGUGACGCA